AGCACUAGUAUGUUGGAUUUGGGAGAUGCAAAGAAGCAGUCUGUGUAGAGGUGUGUGGCAUUUGACAAUGGACUAUUGAAUAAGAGAGAGAGAGAGAGAGAGAGAGAGAGGGGAGAGACCUUGUAGCUUGAUAGAAGCGGGGGACCGUAGCGACCGUGCCAUGGAAGGGGCAUACAACUCAAAGAAAGUGCUUCCUCAGCGGCCAGGAUUUCGGCACCAUAGAAAAGAGAACUAUGUGUGCCGCGACGCCCUGUCCCGGCAGUCUACAGAGUGUAGUGAGGUCCAGGAGGCGAGCCAGUCCCAGCUGCAGCAGUCCAGGGUGAAGCUGAACGGCUCCACUGUGGAGACACCCAGUCACCACGACCUGCACCGCGAACUGUUGGUCAGCACCAAACGAGGUCUGUUGCCAGGAGAGAAGCCUGAGCUGAAGCGAGUCCUGGAACAGAGGAGGCUGGAGCAGCACAGAGAGCAGGAACUGGCUCUACAGCCUCCUCUGGAACUGGAGACGGAGCUACGCAAGAGACAGCAGAUACUGCUGGAGUAUGAGCAGGAGGAGAUCAGGCGCAGGGAGGAGCAGGAGAGAGAAGUCCCUGAGUUUGUACGUGUAAAGGACAACCUGAGACGCACACAGGUGUCUGGGCAGUGACGACCAGCUGACGCUCCGUCCCGUCCCGUCCGCCCCCGCAGCCUCUCACCACGGCUGCAGUCCGUUUCUGGUGGGGGAGGUGCACUUGUUCACCUUCCCCACCACAAUGGUUCUGCCAUCGCAAUGAAUCCAUCCUCCUGUUUCUCCCUCCACCAGCCUCCACUGCGAUCCAUAUCCUACAGCUAUAUGAUGAGGAUCAACUUCACUGCAGCAAGUUACUGAAAAGACUUCUCCUAGGACUGAUAUGCAUCUCUUGCUGGACUGUUAUACUGUGUGGAAAAAGGCCAUUUUUAUUUAUUUGACCUUUAUUUAACCAGGCAAGUCAGUUAAGAACAAAUUCUUAUUUUCAUUGACAGGGUUGACUGCCUGGGUUAACUGCCUGUUCAGGGGUAGAACAACCUUGUCAGCUCGGGGGUUUGAACUUGCAACCUUCCGGUUACUAGUCCAACGCUCUAACCACUAGGCCUACCCUGCCACCCCAAAUAAGCAAUGUAGGAAAACCAGUCAGUAGGUUUUAUAUAAAGAAUGUGAGUGAAAAUACAUAAACUCAGCAACAAAAGAAACAUCCUCUCACUUUCAACUGCAUUUAUUUUCAGCAAACUUAACAUGUCUAAAUAUUUGUAUGAACAUAACAAGAU
Molecule: messenger RNA, 1284 nt
Organism: Oncorhynchus mykiss (rainbow trout)
Lineage: Eukaryota; Metazoa; Chordata; Actinopteri; Salmoniformes; Salmonidae
Product: protein FAM107B
Source: RefSeq, a predicted model, not a curated record